AUGGAUGGUGUGAUGCUUGAAGUUCUUAGGGAGCAAAAGAGUAAGAGUCAAAAGGAAGAUAGAGCUUUUUCUGCUGAAGCAUAUAGGAAGAUGGUAGAGGAAAUUAAUGAUAAAUUUUCUUUGAACAUCAACAAAACCAAAGUGAUGAAUCGUCUCAAAACUCUUAAAGAACAAAUGGUGCUAUCAAAAGAAAUUGAGUUGAAAAGUGGAAUAGGAUGGAAUGAUUCUUCUAAAACAUUUGAGGCUCCUCUAGAGGCGUGGAAAUCUCUGAUAAAGGCCAAUCCAAAAGAGAUAUAUGAGAAAGAUGUAGCAACUGGAGCUCAAGCUGAGAGUGCUAGAGAAAAAGUACAAAGAUGGGAAAGUGAGGAGACUCAUAUUAGUAUUGAUGAAAUUGAUGAGAUGCAAGCAAACAACCAGGUUUAUUUGGAUAAGUUUUCUACCUUUGAUUUUGAAAGUAUGCCAUCAACACCGGGAUCACAAUUUGGAACAUCAAAUCCUUUUGUACCUAAUGCUUCAUUUGCGAAAGGUAAAAAAAGAAAAGCACCAAUGACAAAUGAGUACUCAUCCCAAUUAAAUGAGGUGUCUUCGGCAAUGAAAGAUAUUGCACAAGCUAUUUUAAAUACAAACACUCAAGUUUGGAAGCCUGCAGAAUAUAUGAAGCAGUAG
Zingiber officinale is the source of this 666-nucleotide messenger RNA. RefSeq lists its product as uncharacterized. The record is from RefSeq and is a predicted model, not a curated record. The transcript has 3 exons. Lineage: Eukaryota; Viridiplantae; Streptophyta; Magnoliopsida; Zingiberales; Zingiberaceae. The coding region runs from base 1 to 666 and encodes 221 amino acids.